Molecule: messenger RNA, 1440 nt
Organism: Haplochromis burtoni (Burton's mouthbrooder)
Lineage: Eukaryota; Metazoa; Chordata; Actinopteri; Cichliformes; Cichlidae
Product: protein MFI-like
Exons: 4
Coding region: 8-307 (99 amino acids)
Source: RefSeq, a predicted model, not a curated record
GAAGCAGAUGUAUAAAGAGGGUCGUCUGCAGGAUCAUGCAGAGCACAGACACAUGGCGGCCCUGGUGGAGAGUUCCACCCAGGAAUUGAUGGAGACAGUUGAAAAGAAAGGAGAUGAUGAAAUACUGGAAUGGGAGCUGGAUGAGCUGCUGGCCUGGACCAACACUCUAAACUUCGAGGAGUAUAUGGAGGAAUGGAGACAUUUGGCCUGCAGUUACUCCUCUGAGCUGAGCAAAGAUGGCCCUUCUCACCCACCCAGGUUAGAUCCACACGAGCUCGCUGAUGAAAACGCAGCAGAACAAACAUGAUUUAUGUUAAAACUGUGCAGUCUCGAAGUGGAGUGUGCCACACUGUUAUUGUCGCAGUAUUCACUUUAAUAAAGUCUGAAACUUGCAGUUGUUUACAGUCCUUGUUAGUCUGUCAUAUAAGUAGACAUCACUGUGUGACAUUUUUUGUUAGUUUUAAAUAGUUUUUAAAAAACUAUAAACAUGUGAUGAGCGUCUUUUGAAGUGGAUUUUAAUAUUACGCUGCAGCCGAGAGAGCACUCUGGUCAAACGUCAAAAUGGUCUCUAAGUGUACACAUUAGUUUUGACUGCUAAUGAAAAUAGUUUUCGUUACAAAUAACUCUCGCACUGAACUAACAGCCAAUCCCUCAACAAGUUUGUGCUCUCUGCUCAUAUUGCCUUCAUAUUAAAUCAUUUUGUGCUUUUUAAAGAACUUAUUUUAACAUUGCACUCAACAACAAACAAAUCCUCCAUAACAACAAAAGUAACUUCAAUGGCCAAACUGCAUUAUAUUUCUUCAGGUCAAUAUACGGGCCCCAAGUAGGAGGGAGGUAAGCCGUGAGUUUGAGACCCUUGCUAAAAUGAAACGGUGGAGAGUCCCAGGUAUUUAUACACCAGAGGGAUGUGUCCCUUAAAGGAAUCCGGACACUCAUCUUUCAAAGCUCCUUAGACUAACAGGCCCUGGAUGACUGAGAACAGACAAAACUACUAUGUUUUAGGCACUGCUGGGAGUUGAACCCAGGAUCUCCUGUUUUCUAGUUUAAGACUUACUAGACAGGCACUUUAACCAACUAAGCCACAGCGCCACAUACGCACUGAUGAACACUGAGAAAACCUCCAACCGUUAAAUAGAUUUGAGCCUAAACAGAAACACAUGAAAGGCAGUCUUGUUUCUUAUAUUAAUCACCAGAGGUUGUCGCAUAAAAAGAGACAACGUGUUUAAAACUCAGGGGUUAAAAGUGGGACGGUGUUUUCGUUUUUGCUAGCUAAAGGUUCAGCUGCUGUUUUUCACAGGGAGAGAGAAGAAAGGGAGCUAACAUCACAUGGAAAUGGAGAAAGAUAAGAAAGACAGGACAGGAGAGGUGAAAGUGGUUCACAAUAGUAUCACACAGAUGUACAUAAAACAUAGGGGAGACCGGGGAUAGUUGUAACGUGGG